AUGGCCGAGUUCGUAGCUGAUAAUCCUAACAUCUUCGAGGAACUAGGGAGGUACUUCAAGAGGCAGGGGAAGGAAAAAGUCGAAUCCUCCAAGAGGAGAUCGACGAAGUCCCCUGAGGUACCUUCCGGUGAGGACUCCGAUGAGGGGCACCUCUCUCGAAGCACUUCCAGGCACGCCUCCUCUAAGGCGACCUCUAAAAUUGCCUCCAUUUCCCGGGCGUUUUCCCGGGGUCUACUGGGAAGGCGAGCUGAGGACCCACCUCGGCGUCCUGGGGGCUUAGCAGCUGAAUAUAUGAGGGCUCCGCCCUUCACUGACGACAUCAAUGGGGAGUUGGUGCCCCCAAAUUUUAAACUCCCCGCCCUGCAUUCCUAUGAUGACCGAGGUGACCCCGGGGAUCACCUCCGCGCUUUCCUCUCCGCAUUUCGACUCUACUGCGUCCCCGACGCUGUAAUUUGCCGAGCAUUCCCCAUUUUCCUACAGGGGACAGCCCGAAAAUGGUUCUGGGGCUUAGAACCGAUGAGCAUUUCCUCACUAGAUGAGUUGAUAGAUCGGUUCAUCCACCGCUUUGUAUCAUCUCGACCAAUUACGAAGACUUCAGCUUACCUCUUGAACCUUCAGCAGACUCCCGGUGAGUCACUGCGCUCGUACGUACAGAGGUUCAAUGAGGAGAAUGUGCAGAUACCUGAUCAGAACGAGCAGGUAACCAUAGCUGCCUUCACCAACGGGCUGACUGCAGGAAUUUUCAAUACCGAGAUACAUCGGGAUUACCCCCGCACACUUCGGAAACUCUGGGAUCGAAUAGAUCAAGGAAUCCGAAGUGAAGACCUAAACCGCAUGAAGCGAGAAGCUCAAGCUACUCGUACUAGGCAAGAGUCCCGGAGGAAGAAAGACAUCGGCCGAUUCGAGCAAGUCCCCAGUGGCCCGUCGAACCAAUUCCGAGACCGCCGGAGUGUCUUUGACCGGAUCGCAAAAGGAAGGUCGUCCACUUCGGAUGCUGAGUUGACGCCACUCAAUACCAGCCGGUCCCAUGUCCUGGCUGUGAUGAGGCAAAAUCACCUCGGCCGAACACCUCCUGAAAUUUCGGGGAAGAGAGAUAAGAGGAACCCCAGCCUCUAUUGUGCCUAUCACCGAGAUGUAGGGCACGAGACUUAG
Molecule: messenger RNA, 1152 nt
Organism: Coffea eugenioides
Lineage: Eukaryota; Viridiplantae; Streptophyta; Magnoliopsida; Gentianales; Rubiaceae
Exons: 1
Coding region: 1-1152 (383 amino acids)
Source: RefSeq, a predicted model, not a curated record